AUGCCUAUAGGUGAAUCCAUUGUUGUUAACCCAAAAGAGUUUCCAAAUAUCACUGCUGGAAAUGUUGUGGAGAUAUUUCAUCCAGAAGAUGAAACCAGCCGUUUAUUGUUACAAGUUCCUUCUCUUAGAGAUGACUUUCAGCAAAAGGACACUAUUAGCGUAGAGCAGUCCGUGGCAAAUGCCUUCAACCUCCGCACAUACAAAGAUGUCAGGGUCAAUGUUGUCGACUCAAAGUCUGUGGCGUUGGAUCUCAUGGAGAUUGUCUUUAGAGAACAGUAUUACAGUCGGAGUGAUAUGUGGCGGCUCUCCAAGACCUUGGUCAAUACAUGUGUGUACGCCUCUAAGAAAAUUGAGUUUGCAGAAAUGAGGGCUCAAGUGAAUGAGCUUUGGUCAAAGGGAGAGAAGAUGACAUGCGGAUAUGUGACAGAGGACACCAGGGUUGUGUUUAGGUCUUCAACAGCAGUGAUCAGUAUCUUCAUCCAGAUGAGCAGUGAGAUGUGGGAGUUCGAUGCCUACGGAGACUUAUACUUUGAAAAAGCUGUCUGUGGCUUCCUGGCCGAACUCUUUGCAAAAUGGAAGGAGAAUAACUGUUCCCAUGAUGUGACGAUUGUGAUGUUCUCUCGGACGUUUUACGAUGCACAGUCAAAAGAUGAACUGCCACAUCCUGUGAGAGAAUGCAUCACUCAAGACUACAAGGGUCGUUUCUAUGAGGAUUUCUACAGGGUUGUUGUCCAGAAUGAGAGAUACGAUGAAUGGACGUCAGUGCUGAUCGAGCUUAAGAAACUGUUUGUUGAGUACCCGAAGCGUGUGCUUCACUUCCAUGACAGCAGCGGCCAUCGGCUACCAAGGGCUUGGAACUCCACGGCUGCCCAGGGAAACUUUCUGGAAGUUAUCAACAUGUCAUUGAAUUCCUAUGAGAAGUAUUACAUUGACCGUAACUUUGAUAGGACUGGAAAAGUUGCAGUAGUGAUAACACCCGGGGCAGGUGUUUUCGAAGUUGAUCGUGAACUCAUGAAUGUCACCAAGCAAAGGACAAUCGACUAUGGUAUUGGAGCAGACAUAGUUUGCAUGGCAGAACAACCUCUUCAUGCUGUCCCGCUAUUCAAGUUCCAUAACAAGAACGAUCAGACGACACUGGAUGUUGGUGACGACUACAACCUUCCACAUUGGAUCAAUAUCAGUUUCUACCAUUCGAACAGUCAGGAACAAGGUACAAAUUCAGCCAAAUUUGUGCCAAGGAUUAAGUUGGGAAUCAAAAACCCAAACAGACCUCUCUUGGGAAUGGAAAAGAACAACAGUAAGGAAAAUGUGCUUGCCAACCGCUGGAGGGAACAAUCCCACGACAACUUCCCGUUUGUUGACUAUGAUGAGUAUGACAGCAAUACAUUCAAACUCCCUAGCAAGGUGGCUUCUAUGACUCAAGUGAAAAACCGUAGCUCCUCGGCAGCAGUGUCCAAAUUCAUUCCACAGUCUUUCCAGGAAGCACUCAGCCAGCAUCGCCCAAGGACACGCACGAUCUCUGACGACUACCUUGGCGCUGAUUUGGGAAACUCAGUCACUCCAAAGAUGCCGAUUCCAUAUCACUCGAGCCCUGAAAAUCUUCUCUCAUCAUCUUAUAGUGGAGUGGUGGCUACAAGUAUGGGUGGUGGGAUAACUCAGGAGUCCAAUGUUUCUGAGUCAAAUGAUGACCUCGUUAUCGGAUACCGUAGCAUUGUGGGAAGUGAGACAUCACUGAGCAGCCAUCUUGCCCGAACCGGCAGCGGUGAAGAGAAGGGCCGACCACAUCGUGCCCUCAUCAAUCCGUUCGCUCCAAUGAGGCUGAAUUUUAAGAUGACUUCCAAUAGGAGGCGCUGGAUACAUGCCUUCCCUAUCGAUCCCCAAGGGACGACGAUCCGGUCUCACUACCAUCGUUUCAAGAUAAAGGAAAAUAAAAUUGACUUGAGCGUGCAGCCACCUACCAAGGAAGUCAUGGAGGCUGCCCAGCUAGCCGUUGAAAUAAGGAAGAACCGCACUCGCCAGGAGAGUAGUUGCAAUGAGUCUGACCAGUCAAGUUCGGUAUCGCCGUCCGGUACCCUGACCAGGUGUGACAGUACCACCUCCACUCACACUCUCCAACAGAUACCCAGUUCAUCGAGCCUUUCGACGCUGAAUAGAUCUCAGAGUAUAUCCAAGGUUCAGAGUAACGCUAGUAUCUCGAGUAUGGUACCGAAAGGCAGCUAUGAUGAGACAUUCGCUGCAAGAGCCAAGACACCCACACACUCUCAGAAACGGCUGUCGAGUAUCUUGAGGGAACUUGAGGUUGAGAAGACCGGCCGCUGGCUGUGGGGGCCUCCUGGCGAGAAGGAAUGGAGUCCAUCAUUGACCAUGGCAUUCUGGACAUCGUCGGACUGCCUGUUUACUCUAGCUGGGGGCAGAUUGGGGGUUGAUUGGAAGUCGCUAUGUUACCCAGCCCAGUUGCCCAUGACAACUGAUUACUUCCCUGACCAAGAGGCAUUGCAGAAGUACUAUGUCUUCACCGAUUACAGUCUCUUGCCUGACGACUAUAAUCAAGACGUCUGGCAGAGGCCCUCCGGUGAAGAUGCAAGCAAGUACAACCACAAACCACUUACCUGUAGUCAAGUAUUCAAGGAGCUUAUCUCACAGAGGAUGGCCCAAGGCUUCCAGUUGAUAGUGCAGCCAAAGACGCAGACCCAAGGUGGACACAGCAAGCUGAGCUCAAGCCCUCGUUAUAACACUGGUUCAUUUUAUAAUAAUAGGACUUGGUCUAGACCCGAACAGGAACAAUCAGAAGAAUACAACAUGAGUAUUGGCCGUAUCUUCCACAAGCUGAACCUGUCCAACUCGUCCAUCACUGUCACCAGAUACCGCCCGCGCCAUUCUGCACCCAACAUUCUCGUCCACUACAGAUAUCGGCUACAAGUGCCAGACUCAAAGACGUACGACAUCUCGUGGGCAGACUUCCGCAGCGAACAGUUGGAGAGUUAUAACUGGAAUUAUCUGGAUUUGUACAUCUGCACGAGAGGCGAGAGUGACUUUGGUCUUGUGGAAUCUCUGAAAUUCUGGCGGAGUCGAUUCUUCCUACUGCCAUUACAAACGGAUCCUGCUACGGAGAAGAUUAUCCAGGGUUCAGCAAGGUGUGACAUCUAUGAAGAACGAUGCAUCAAGGAGCAGUGUCAGAUUGUUGAGGGCUACCUCCGCUUCAUUGAAACAAUAAACAAGAUUCGAAGGCCGAGUUCGACCAGAAAGCAGAAGAUUUCAGAGGCAAGACGUGCCAGUCAUGAGUACCACUGCCAGAAGAAACUAUCAGCUCCUUCCAUAAUGAACGUUUCUGCCUUACGGAGAAACAGUGACCCAAGACCCAUUGAGAAUUCCUUGACACAGUAUUUUCAAAGUAAAAUGAAAACCACCACAGCAGCAAAUGUGGCCAUCCAAAAACCAUCCCUAGCAGACGGCCUGGAACUCAAGCCAGAGGUCGCAAAUCGUGUUCGCCAUCCCAGUAUGCCCGCCAAGGUUUUCGCAAGCGAAAGCACGAUGGAUUCUGCACCCUUGGUGACAGCAUCAAGCAUUCCUCAUUCCCCUGCACCAGAUGUGAAAAAGUCAACGAGCAGCCAGUCUUCGACAGUGAUAUCGCAGUCGUCUGAGAUUGCAUCUGUGACUCUGUCAUAUGCUGACAGUGAUAACAAACAGAUUGGAGUCACUGACAAUAGUACAUCUGAGAGCGAUGACUGUUUGACAAUUAACUCACUACUGACUGACAUAGUUGAGGCCAUGCUUGAUGCAAAUGAAGGCUUAUCUUUUCUUCCCAAGCAACCUGGUCUUCCCCCUCAUUGCUUCAUAUCAGCGGAAGCCGUUGCAUGGGUGAGGGUGUGUGUUCAAGGAGUCAUGUCUGAUAGUAUGGCUGUCGAUAUUCUGCAGAAAAUGUUGGAUGCCAAGCUGAUCUGUCAUCCGUCAAAUGACCCGAAACACAAGUUCAUCAAUGGGUUCUUCCUCUUUACCAUCCUACCAAGGAGCGAGCAAGGGGUUGGGCCAGAGGCGCCAGUGAACAGCCUCUUCUCCAAUGAAUGGUGCGAGGUGGAGAUUGAUCUAAAUGACAAGCCUCCCCCUGAGGUGCGCGCGUGGCUUGAAGAGAACUUGCCGCCGAAAGUUACACCGAAGAAACCGAGGACGUCUGAUUGCUGGCGGGACACAACGCUGAAAAAUAUUGGUCAUGAGAACUUCAAGCAGGUGAAUGUUGAUGUGGAUUCGUCAGCGAAGAGCGACAGGAAAGAAUGGGGUAUUGCCUUCUACCACAGCAAGUACAACCCUCUCUCCCCAUUCUCGCUUGAGAUUCAAUGGAUGGUGGCGACAGGGUGCAUCAUGGGAGAACUGAUCUACAGCUAUGCCAGAAAAGCCAGCUCUUGUGGGUUUCACUUCCUGCCAGUACCAUUAGAUCAGUUUGCCCUGCCGUAUACACCAAACUCGGAUCCACUGCGAGGACCCGUCUUCAUCCCACUAAAUGUGGCAUGCUUGAAGACGCCGGGCAUUUCAUUGUUUGGAGAAUUUAAAGAUGAGAGACCAUGGGAAAGACUGGAGCUGUUUCAAGAUGCAAUUCUCAAAAGGUUUGGCUUCAUGCGUGACCUCUAUUCCAUCAAUCUGUCGACAUCGUAUGGUCUCCCAGAGGACAUCUCGAUGAAAUACGUCCACUGCACGGGUGGCAUGUUUGCACUGAUUCCAGACCAUAAUAUCAUAACCUCGCCAAAGGCCAAGGAUCGUGUAUUUGCUCAGAAACAGCAACGGCAGAGUGUACACAAGGAUUUCAUUGCGAGACAUCUUUCGAUUAAUGGUGUAUGUGACCCAGGACCACAGGAUCAAAUCGGAUUCAUUUGGUCGUGGAAUUUCAUGCUGACAAAACGUUGGCGAACUUCGAACACUGGUGAUGAACAUUUUCAAGAUAAGGUGCUAAAAGACUUUAGGGAUUUCUGCAAUAAUGAGGACAAUCGGCUGCGCGACUUUUGGGAUGAGAGCUGGGAGAAGGCUAGGCAGGCAGCAGAACCAGUGGAAAUGCUCACCGAUUCAGAGUUUUGGUCCGUGGACCCAAAUGAGGAAACUGUCUGAUCAUAAUCUGUAGAGGGACUUGUGAGAUAAGAACUAGGAGAGGGCUAUCAUAUGUAAAGUAAUAAAGAGGGAAGUGUAACCAGAAGGAUAGGGUCACUCCUACAGUUGUGCUGGUAUCCUGUGAUAUCUGAUACUGCAAAUUGAGUGGUCAUUACUUGUACUGUUAGAAUGAAACUCUGUCAGAUUCUGUGUUGUAUGAAGUUUACAAAUAAAUAAAGAUUGUUUUAAACAUGUUUAAAGAA
Lineus longissimus is the source of this 5336-nucleotide messenger RNA. RefSeq names its product GATOR1 complex protein DEPDC5-like. The transcript is spliced from 39 exons. NCBI's taxonomy places the organism in Eukaryota, Metazoa, Nemertea, Pilidiophora, Heteronemertea, Lineidae. Gene Ontology annotation, cellular component: lysosomal membrane; GATOR1 complex. Gene Ontology annotation, molecular function: GTPase activator activity. The record is from RefSeq and is a predicted model, not a curated record. The coding region runs from base 1 to 5094 and encodes 1697 amino acids. Gene Ontology annotation, biological process: intracellular signal transduction; cellular response to amino acid starvation; negative regulation of TORC1 signaling.